Bombyx mandarina (wild silkworm) is the source of this 417-nucleotide messenger RNA. Its product is annotated as facilitated trehalose transporter Tret1-like. NCBI's taxonomy places the organism in Eukaryota, Metazoa, Arthropoda, Insecta, Lepidoptera, Bombycidae. Gene Ontology annotation, cellular component: membrane. Gene Ontology annotation, molecular function: transmembrane transporter activity. The record is from RefSeq and is a predicted model, not a curated record. Gene Ontology annotation, biological process: transmembrane transport.
AUGAUCUGCUCGACGCUCAUGUCGUCCUGGUGCAUGGCCGUGCUUGGCAGUCUGCUGCGCUGGUCGUGGGCUUCGGACUGGGCGGUGGCGCUCGUCGUCGUUAUUUAUUGUUUCAGCUAUCAAGUGGGACCAAAUAGCCUACCGUUCGUGUUGACAUCGGAAACUUUCGGCCCCCAGGCUAGAGGUGUGGCAUCUCAAGUGGUAGUGACAUCGAUGUUCUUAUCAAAUUUUCUACUGUUGAUACUUUUCGGACCUGUCGAAGAUCAGAUAGGCUUAGACGGAACAUUCUUCCUCUUUUCCAUCAUUGGAUUUGUCACAGCGAUAUUUACAUAUUUCACAAUGAAGGAAACCAAAGGGAUACCGUUGGACGAAAUUCAAAAAAUGUAUGAGAAAGGAUUUUUGUAUCGUGAAAAAUAA